Salvelinus sp. IW2-2015 is the source of this 3010-nucleotide messenger RNA. NCBI's taxonomy places the organism in Eukaryota, Metazoa, Chordata, Actinopteri, Salmoniformes, Salmonidae. The record is from RefSeq and is a predicted model, not a curated record.
UAUUGGUCAAACUGUUGAAGUUGCCUGGCCCUCCAACUGUUAUUAGGUCAGUUUUCAGAAUCUGACCCUAGAUCUGUAGGGGCGUGUCUCCUUUCGCCUGUCUGUCACACUUUUGCUACCUUCAUGACUCAUUGCGGUGUCCGUGUCUGCAGUACCAGAGAGAACUGGAAAAAUGGCGGCGGGUUCUGGAGCUGUUAGCGGCCAUGGUGGCCGCGGCGCUUUGGAGGCUACCCUGGACCGCAGAUUCCAAGGAGUAUCCAACACUAUGGAGUCUAUACAGGGACUGUCGACCUGGUGCAUUGAAAAUAAAAAGUAUCACAGCCUUAUCGUUCGGUACUGGAUGAAGUGGCUCAAGAAAUCGGACACCAACCACCGUCUGAAUCUGUUCUAUCUAGCCAAUGAUGUAAUCCAGAACUGCAAGAGAAAGAACGCCAUCGUCUACCGCUCAGCCUUCGCUGAGGUGCUCCCCAACGCUGCACUAAUGGUCAAAGACCCGAAGGUGCGUAAGUCAGUGGAGCGGAUCUUCACUAURUGGGAGGAGAGGAACGUCUAUCCUGAGGAACUCAUCACCCAGCUCAAAGCCAACCUGGCCAAGAAGGAGAGAGAGAGGGAGAAAGAGAAGCCUCCUCCGCCAGCCCUAGUCAACCCCAAAGCUGCCCUGAAGUCCAAGAUUGUGGCUGAUUUCAUACCCCAGUCGUUCAUCGAGCAGCUGGCGGGCUUCAAACGGGUGGUGGAGGAGGAGGAGCUGAGGGAGACCCAGCUGACAGCUCUCAGAGUGGACGUCUGCAGCACGGAGGCCCUCAAGAGACUCAAAGACAAGGCCGGAGGGAACAAGUUUGCCAAGGACUUUGAAGAGGGCAGUCAGAAGCUGCAGGAGUUUGUCAGUUUCCUGGAGAACCAGAUGCCUGUAGGGCCCCCUCUGCUGGAGGCUCUGGGAAACGCAGACGUCUUCUAUGAGAUGCAAUACAAGGAAGUCAAGAUCGUGGCCAGUGCCUACAAAACCUUUGCCAACCGCGUGGUCAACCUCAAACGUAAACUGGAUGCKSUCAAGUCCUCCCUUCCCGGUCCCGAAGACUCUCCCAUCCCCUCCCUCUCUGAGGACGCUCCCUCACCCACCGGCUCUGACUCCCCCUUCCUGGGGCUGGGAGGAGGCCGAGGGGGUAGGCUGGGCUUUGACCCGGACCUGGAUGGGAGUGCCAUGGACGAGAGGGANACACUGGUCAGUGAUCGAGGCGUCACUACAGAUCCGGACAAGGCCGGAGGGAACAAGUUUGCCAAGGACUUUGAAGAGGGCAGUCAGAAGCUGCAGGAGUUUGUCAGUUUCCUGGAGAACCAGAUGCCUGUUGGGCCCCCUCUGCUGGAGGCUCUGGGAAACGCAGACGUCUUCUAUGAGAUGCAAUACAAGGAAGUCAAGAUCGUGGCCAGCGCCUACAAAACCUUUGCCAACCGCGUGGUCAACCUCAAACGUAAACUGGAUGCCCUCAAGUCCUCCCUUCCCGGUCCCGAGGACUCUCCCAUCCCCUCCCCCUCUGAGGACGCUCCCUCACCCACCGGCUCUGACUCCCCCUUCCUGGGGCUGGGAGGAGGCCGAGGGGGUAGGCUGGGCUUUGACCCGGACCUGGAUGGGAGUGCCAUGGACGAGAGGGAUGUGGGGGUUGUGAGAGAGGGGGACAACAGAGAUGUGGAGGACAUGGAUCUGUCUGAGGAGGACAUGGAGAUAGCCAACACAGCUGAGAAGCAGUCGUCAUCAGCCACCGUUUCCAAGGUGACCAGCUCCAAGACCGCAGCGAAACCCGCCCCUGUCACACUCAUUCGAACCUCCACCGAAUCCCCUCUCAAAAAGGCAGCCUCGUCUACCCCCACGCCAGUGACCCCCAGCACCCCUACGAGCACGGGUGUGAGUGGUCCUAGUGGUCCAACCGCUCCUCUGGGAAUGAACCUGGCCAACGUGGACCUAGGCAAGAUCAGCUCCAUACUGAGCAGUAUCACAUCAGCCAUGAAGAACACAGCAGCCAGCCCUGUGUCUCGCCCCUCCCCUGGAACUCCCACCACCCCCUCUGGCCAAUCAUCUUCCUCCAAAACCCCAGUUGGCCCCACCCCUCCUAGCCCAGCCCUGGCCAGCAUCCUGUCCAGAGUGAACGUCACCCCUGAAGGCAUCCUCAACGCCCUGUCAAAGACCCACACACAGAGUCUGUCCUCUCUGCUGAGGUCAGCUCAUCCUACCUCUGCCCCUCCUCCCAUGCCUCCCAGACUCCUCAGCAGCCAAGGGCCCCCCACACCCACCACUUCCGACCGCUCUGUGUCUCCUCCCAGCCUAGAGUCUAAGAUCAACCGUUUCCUCCAGGGGAACCCAGGGUUCAGUCUGGGCCUGGGAAUGGGAGCCCUCUCCUGGGGGAGAUGGGUAGACGGGACCCCCGUCAGGGAUGAAGAGCGGGGGCACCCCACCCAGGACGAAAUCAUGGACACACCAGGGGUGUUCCUCCGACCCCCUUGGCCUCAACAGUCCGCCCAGACGGAGGAGGAGACCGAGGGGGGAUGGGAGGGGGACCCAGGGGGUAAAGGUGGCCCCACUCCCCUCAUGUCCUCUCUGUUAGGGGAGCCCCCUAAAAUGCCUCGUCCCGGCACAGUUAAAGAGCAUUUCGCUCCCCGCCACGCACCCCCUCUCCACCCGCCCGGCACCCCCGGCGACCCCCUGCUUCCUCGCCCCCAAGCUCCUCCGCUCCAGCACCCUCCAGCUAGCCCGCCUGCCCAGCCCCGACACCACCCCAACCAUCCCCACCGUCCCUCGCCGUCCUCCUGCGCCUACCCUCCCCCAACCCCCCCCCCCAUCAACUCCAUCCCCCAGAGACCUCUACUCCACCCUCGCGGCCCCCCUGUCCACCCGCACUCGCACCUAAACCGAGAUCCACCCAUGUUCCGCGGGGCCAAGCGUCCUGGCCCUCCAUUCGGCGGGGGCCGAGGAGGUCCCUUCUACCCCCCCAAGAGACCUUUCUUACCCCCACGCUAUUGA